Drosophila willistoni is the source of this 1083-nucleotide messenger RNA. RefSeq lists its product as uncharacterized. Bases 201 to 881 code for a protein of 226 amino acids. The transcript is spliced from 5 exons. The record is from RefSeq and is a predicted model, not a curated record. NCBI's taxonomy places the organism in Eukaryota, Metazoa, Arthropoda, Insecta, Diptera, Drosophilidae.
UGUUAGGUAAAGAUAGUCAGCUGCUGCGAGUCUUUUUGCCGAGUCUUAUGCCUUUUUCGUGCAUAAUUAUAGCGAACUCCACUUUCGCUGCCUUAGCAUUUAUUGAAUUUAUUUAACAUGCAGUAGAUGAGUUGCCUAAAUGGCCCAGUCAUAAACACAACUGAACAACGAGGAACUGGGUUCAAAUCUCAUGCUAGUGUAUGGGUAGUUUUCGUCUUGGUUUGCAAUUACAUCGUGUUAAGAUACAUAUACGAUCCAACAACAAGUCGAAAUUAUUAAAAGUUAGUAGCGAAAUCCGAAUUCCAACAAUUGAGGGUCUGGUGGCAAAAAUUGAAUCCUCGCACAGUACAAUGAUUCCGUACCAAGAAGAUAACGAAGUCUCUCGACAAUUCUUGGUUGAAUCCGCUAUGUACAAGAAAAUAAGGAAACUGCAAAAAAAUCUACACAAAAUCCUACGCAAUCAAAAUGAAAUUUUCGAUUUGUUAAAUUCUGUGUCAAAAAGUCGAAAUAGAAUUCCACCUGCAGAAUCCAAUUUCUUUCCCAUGAAAAAGACUGAAGACUUGUUGAUAUUGGAUAAAGCACUUGCUGAUACUAACAACAAAUAUAUAUCACAAAUGUCGAAAAUUUUAAAGCCGGUUGGGACCACGUCAGUUCAACCACUGAAGAAACGUUUCCCCCUGUUGUUUGAGGACCACCUAUUAAUGCAAUUAAAUUUUGAAGGAAUCGGCAACAAAGAGUCAUUUAAACAAUUUAAAAAUAUUAACAGGGCCAUUUUUGACAUUCAACAAAAACACGGCUACACUCCGAUGGAGUAUAUAAAGGAGAUAAGAGAAGCUUUUCGUAUAUUUCAAAAUCGUUUUUUAAACAAGCAUACAAAAUAAAUCACCCACUUAAAGGCGUUGCAGUAUAUACAGUGACGUAAAGAGAAAUUCUCGCCGCGGAGGAAAAGUAUGUCCUAAUUUUUUUCCCCCAUCGCUGGUCAGACCUACGUAUAUAAUUGAUAUAUUGAAAACUUUUCACAUAAAAAUUGUAAAACCAUAAAUAUUACAAUAUUAAAACCACGAGAUGGCGUGUCCAAUCGAA